CCAGCUGCUGCAGCCGCGCCUUCACCGCCUCGGCAUCCAGCCGCCCCCUGCUCCGGCCAGGCAUGGCGACCCCGACCCAGGCCACCACAGAGGCUCCUCAGGAACCUGACCCAUUUUACUAUGACUAUGACACUGUGCAGACUGUGGGCAUGACUCUGGCUACCAUAUUGUUCCUGCUGGGCAUUCUCAUUGUUAUCAGCAAGAAGGUGAAGUGCAGGAAGGCCGACUCCAGGUCUGAGAGGUCUGGCAGCAGCGGGGAGAGUGGGGUGAGGGUGGGAGCACCCUGGGGCUCCGGGGCCCCCAUGUGAGAAGGGGCCCGUG
Messenger RNA from Diceros bicornis minor, 321 nucleotides. It is a transcript of the gene FXYD7, whose product is annotated as FXYD domain containing ion transport regulator 7. Bases 63 to 308 code for a protein of 81 amino acids. The transcript has 4 exons. Gene Ontology annotation, cellular component: membrane. The record is from RefSeq and is a predicted model, not a curated record. Lineage: Eukaryota; Metazoa; Chordata; Mammalia; Perissodactyla; Rhinocerotidae. Gene Ontology annotation, biological process: regulation of sodium ion transmembrane transporter activity. Gene Ontology annotation, molecular function: sodium channel regulator activity.